UACCCACACAUCAAGACUUACUUGACGAUGCAAACCUGUGGAAUAUCCUUAGAAGACAUUCAACCUAAAGGUCACCAGUCUGUCAAAGAUGGUGAAGCUGUAAAUAAUGCUUCAGAUUUGUCAGAGCCUCCUCUAGAAACACGGCAAACAGAAAGUCAUCUUGAAUCUGACAUUUCUACCAAAAGUUUGAUGGAAAUUGACGCAGUACCUUCUGGACCUGUCAAUGGUUGCCAGGUACAGAAGCUUCCAGUAGCCUGUGAGGGGGAAUUCACAAGUAAACAACUGAAAGUCAGCGAAACAGACGAAGUGAGUUUAAUUAAAUUGAAAGCUACAGAGAGUUCUGUUGUAGAGUGGCUGAAGAACUAUGAUGAAGGGGCUAAUUUGAAUGAUAUUUUGGAGCACUUCAAUGGAUCCAAUGAAGAUUCCAUUGUUGAACUGCUAAGUUGCCUUGAGUGUGACUUUUUGAUAUAUAAGAAAGGUAACAUGUACCGGGCUAUGUAAAGAAUUUGAUCCAUAGGGUUUGUAGUAACCAUGCUUGUAGAAAAGUGGUGUUUUUCGAAUGGUCUUUUGCAUUG
Molecule: messenger RNA, 575 nt
Organism: Trifolium pratense (red clover)
Lineage: Eukaryota; Viridiplantae; Streptophyta; Magnoliopsida; Fabales; Fabaceae
Exons: 2
Coding region: 28-501 (157 amino acids)
Source: RefSeq, a predicted model, not a curated record